GAGUGUGGAUCCACUUUGGGAAAGUCGGGACACACUGUCGGUGUUGUAAGUUUGCAGGGGAUACCACCGGGAAGCUGUGAGCUCAUUUUAUCUCCCGAGUCUGGAACGAAUCUGAAACGGGGGGCAACGGGUCAAACGUGAGCAGUGGGUUGUAGUUGGGACCACAGAAACGUCUCCGUGCCAAAAGAAACCAGUGAGAGGGAGAGAAGCGCGUGAGGAAAGGGAGCGGAAGAGAACAGGGGCUGUAAAUCUUCACCGCGGUGUUUUGGCGCGUGCGCUUAGGUUCGAUACAAAGUAUCAGAAACGUGACGUUUAACGGAGGUGAAUGUAAACACGAGCUCCUCUGUUUUUUGUUCCCGCUGGACAUGUUUCCGCUCCUUGUGAGCGACGUGUGGGCUGUGGACUGAGCUACUGUUCUCUGCCUGCUCUCUCUGUCUUCACUUCUCUGCGUAAUUUUAUUUUUGUGCUAUAAAAAUACUGAAAGUUGGCGUUUUUUCCCCCCCUGCACGCCUAGUUGUGACGAAACGUAAAAUGCAAAUGCGGUAAGUGACACCGGGCUUUGUUCAGUAUUAAACGACACUUCACACUGCACACAUUCUCUGCUGUUUGGAUUGUCUGACGUACCGCUACCUCCAGCUGUUCGCUUUUUGUUUGGGAACUGGAUUUUCUGAAAUAAACUUUUUUUUUUUGGCUUUGAGAAUGAAGAGAAGAAAAUUCUCCUGAAUGUUUUUUGUCUCUUUAGCCUUCAUGUUGGGACCACAGGAGAGCCGACAUGCAGUGAUACAAGCUCAGCGUCUUACUGCUGUUAACCUAAAGUUGUGACAUCACAUCAUUACAGAAGUCACAGUGAAUGAUCAAGAAACCCAGAGCGCAAAGGAAGCCGACCAGAGUGCCUGCUCGUGCGCCGAGAAACGCAGCUCUCCGCCGGCUGUGAAGCAGUUCCAGGACUCGGUCAGUUUUGCCAGGAGGGUCUCCGGAGCAGAGAUGGAGGAGUGGAGACAAUGCGGGCGGUGGUUGAUAGACUGCAAGGUCUUGCCCCCGAACCACCGGGUCGUGUGGCCCUCGGCGGUCGUGUUCGACUUGGCACAGGCGCUGCGGGACGGGGUGCUCCUGUGCCAGAUGUUGCAUAACCUCUCCCCCGGAUCGGUUGAUCUGAAGGAGAUCAAUUUCAGGCCCCAGAUGUCACAGUUCCUGUGCCUGAAGAAUAUCCGGACAUUCCUAAAAGUGUGCCACGACAAGUUCGGCUUGAGGAACAGUGAACUUUUUGACCCGUUUGAUCUUUUUGACGUCAGAGACUUCGGCAAGGUAAUCUCUGCCCUGUCGAGGAUCUCCCACCACAGCAUUGCACAAAUCAAAGGCAUCAGGCCCUUCCCGUCCGAGGACACGGCUCUGAAUGAGGAUGAUGUGUACCGGAGCCUGGAGGAGUUGGCAGAUGAACAUGACCUGGGUGAGGAUGACAUCUACGACUGCGUGCCAUGUGAGGACGACGGCGACGACAUUUAUGAGGACAUCAUUAAGGUGGAAGUACGACAACCCAUGAUCAGAUACAUGCAGAAAAUGGGUAUGACAGAAGAUGACAAGAGGAACUGCUGCUUAGUUGAGAUCCAAGAGACUGAAGCUAAGUACUACAAGACUUUAGAGGACAUUGAGAAGAAUUACAUGAUCCCGUUGAAGCACGUCUUGAGUUUGCAAGAAAUGGAGGCUAUUUUUGUCAACCUGGAGGAUAUAAUCCGGGUCCACUUUGCCCUUCUGCGAGCCAUCGAUCUGAACAUGGUCAGCGGAGGAAGCGGUCUUGGAAAGAUCUUCCUCGACUUCAAAGAAAGGUUGCUGAUCUACGGUCAGUACUGCAGCCACAUGGAGAACGCCCAGAAGACACUGGAUGAGCUAAUAGCAACACGGGAGGACGUGAAAAUUAAAGUGGAGGAAUGCACCAUGAAGGUGCAGGAGGGCAAGUUCAAGCUGCAGGAUCUCUUGGUGGUUCCCAUGCAGAGGGUGCUGAAGUAUCACCUACUACUGAAGGAACUUUUGAGUCACUCGACUGACCGACCUGAGAGGCAACAACUUAAAGAGGCACUGGCUGCUAUGGAGGACUUGGCCAUGUACAUCAACGAAGUCAAGAGAGACAACGAGACCCUGAAAAAAAUCUGUGAAUUCCAAAGCUCAAUAGAAAAUCUUCAGCAGGUGAAACUGGAGGAGUACGGCAGGCCAAAGAUAGACGGAGAGCUGAAGGUGUCCUCCAUCGUCAACAGAACAAAACAAGACCGCUACAUUUUCCUUUUUGACAAAGUGGUGAUUGUUUGCAAGAGAAAAGGCUACAGCUACGAGCUGAAAGAGAUUAUUGAACUCCAGUUGUACAAAAUGUCAGACGACCCCAUGAACAACAGAGACAUGAAAAAGUCAAGUGGAAAAAUGUGGUCUUAUGGUUUCUACCUGAUCCACCUGCAAGGGAAGCAGGGCUUCCAGUUCUUUUGUAAAACGGAAGAAAACAAGAGGAAGUGGAUGGAGCAGUUUGAGAUGGCCAUGUCCAACAUCAAGCCUGAGAGAGCAACCGCCAACCAGCACAACUUCCAAAUGCACACCUUUGAUAAGAACACCAACUGCAGAGCCUGCAAGAUGCUCCUAAGGGGCAUCUUCUAUCAGGGCUACUACUGCUCUCGCUGUGGAACAGGAGCUCACAAAGAGUGUCUGGAAGUGAUCACCAUUUGUAAAAUCAAUCCUCACGACAUGGAGCCUGGAAUGUCACCAGGUCCAAAGAUGGUGGCUGUGAGGAACUACCACGGCACACCGACACCUCCAGGGAAGACGCCUCUCUGUUUCCAAACAGGAGACUUCAUUGAGCUGCUAAAGGGGGAUCCAGACACCCCGUGGUGGGAGGGGAAGCUGAUACAAACACAAAAGAGUGGUUUCUUUCCCAGUUCAUGUGUAAAACCUUACUUAGACCCGAAGCCUUUCCAGUCAUUAUCCAGCCGGCAGUCGUCAAGAGAAUCAGACUACUAUGGAUAUCCUUGGUUUGCGGGGAACAUGGAGCGCCAGCAGGCGGACAACCUCCUGAAGUCCCACUGCAGCGGGACGUACCUGAUCAGGGAACGGACGGCCGAGGCAGAGCGCUUCGCCAUCAGCAUCAAAUUCAACGAUGAAGUAAAACACAUCAAGGUUAUUGAAAAAGACAACUGGAUCCACAUCACUGAAGCAAAGAAGUUUGAGAGUCUUCUGGAGCUGGUGGAGUACUAUCAGUCGCAUUCACUGAAGGAAAGCUUCAAGCUGCUAGACACCACGCUGAGGUAUCCCUACAAGUCCAGAGAACGCUCGCUAACUCGGGCUAGCACACGCUCACCAGCAACCUGCGCCUCCUACAAUUUCUCCUUCCUCAGUCCACAAGGCCUGAACUUCUCCUCCUCUCAGAGCUCUGCUCCCUUCUGGUCAGUGUUUACUCCUCGGGUGGUGAGCACGGCAGUAGCCAGAUAUAACUUUGCAGCACGAGACAUGAGGGAGCUGUCCUUGCGGGAAGGAGACGUCGUCAAAAUAUACAGCAAGAUUGGCGGAGACCAGGGCUGGUGGAAAGGAGAGGCCAACGGACGGAUCGGAUGGUUUCCCUCCACCUACGUGGAUGAAGAGGGAGCGCAGUAAAGCUUCACUCGCCCUCCGGCGAAGCCAGUUUCCUUUUGUAUCGGGAACCAACUUCUACCUGCUGUCCUCAGAGGAAAUGACUCACUCUCUCCAGGAAAAAAAAGAGCAACAUGCCUUUUGCUGGAAACUACUUUUUCUGCAAGAAUUUUUACUCUGGUUCUUAAUUUCCCCGCUCCCCGCCCUCUAUUAUGCAUCAGCUUUUGUUUUUUUGCAAGGUGUCCUGUUUAAGUUCUUUACACGGAAGGAAAAAACUGCGUUGCUGUGUGUCCGCCUCCGUGUGCUCAGCAGAGAAUUUGCUAUAACGAGGACGCAGCAGGAACUUAUUGUCGAUAGCUUUAUUUUGCAAAAAGAAAAACGCUCCCCGUUGUUGCAGGUCUGUGCCAGGUGAAUUAAUUGUACAGUAUAGAUAAUUUAUUGAAUAGAGAUUAUUAUCAGUACUAAUGAUUAUUGUGGGGACGGCUAGUUUGAGCAGGGAGUCGGAUCAGACGAACUAAAAUAAGGAGAGAAAAAAAAAGUGAAGCGGUGUUUUUAUGUCGAGAGAUUUUUUUGCCUUAGUUGUCAUGGUGAUGCCUUGUGGGCUGACACCAGUGGAUGGAAUCGACUUUGUGGACUGGUUUUUACUUCUCCGUGUAUGCAUGUGCCCACAUACACACACCCACACACGCACACCCAUGUACACACACAGUAAAUACAAAUGUACAGUACGGUGCCUUGAGAAAAAAAACGGCGGCGCAUCAGUCGGCGAAGUGAAGAGGCUCCCGGUUCGUCCACAAGCACAGGACUUUACUGGAGGAGCUGCGCGGCGCAGAUCCAACUUUAAACAUCAACUCCAGACUGGAUGGACUCACACAAGCAGCUUGUUUGCUUGGGGAUUUUAGCCAAUCACAUGCACCGUUCACAUCUGUGGACGUGUAUCAGUCCUGUGGGAUGCAAAAAGGGAAAGACGUUCAAACCUAAUGUCAGGCUUUUUAAAUCUGUACGCAUCGUUCAUUUGUCGUUUCCUGCACAGAAUCACAAGUUGUUAUUGAACUCCAGAGGCGAAGCAGCAGCCAAAUCCAGCCGUGUUUUGAGUUUUCUACCUUGCCUUAAUUGUUUGUUUUAUUUUAAUUAUUUGUCUCACACGGUUCAUUAACCUCACUCCGAUCAACAUGUUUAUGUGGCGAAUUCAUUUUCGGGGCUCUCCAGUUCGCCUGAGAGGAAAAACUGGGACAGUUGAUGUGCUUCAUGUUUUAUUUUGGACCCAGUCGAUCCUGGUGCUAAAAUCACGUCACAAUCAAUUAGUGUUGCUUUUCUCUGUAUUUCUCUUCGAACCGUCAAUUUUCAAUCAAUUUUUUAUUGCACCUUUAUUUGAACCAAUUCUUUAGAGUUUCCGCGAUUAUUUUUGCCGACCUCUACAGUGAAAGCCAUACUUUUUGCUGCAAAAAUCUAUAGAAACGCCUCAGUUUCUGCGAUUUCUGAGGAUUGAAAUGCAAACAGGAAGCACACUGUGGCACUCUGGAAACGUUUGAGCGUUGGUGCAAAAAUACAAACAGGGCUGCUGUGUUUGGAGAAAACCAGGAAGAGUUGAUGGAGGCGGCUGAUAGUCAGGGCUGUAGUCGUUUUUUUUGUUUUGUUUUUUUACAAGGUGGACAAAACCCAUUGCAUGUGACUGUUGAUAUGUCGAGUCCUGUCAGUUCAUCCCAGAAAAAUGAAACACCUGAUCGUAUAAAUGUUUUUUGAAUGGUUGAGUAUUUCCAAAUGAGGUCUAUUAUGAAAUAAAUAUCUCUUUUGAUUUAA
Xiphophorus maculatus (southern platyfish) is the source of this 5403-nucleotide messenger RNA. RefSeq names its product vav guanine nucleotide exchange factor 2 (gene vav2). Gene Ontology annotation, cellular component: cytoplasm. Gene Ontology annotation, molecular function: guanyl-nucleotide exchange factor activity; protein binding. Gene Ontology annotation, biological process: cell migration; regulation of GTPase activity; intracellular signal transduction. The transcript is spliced from 30 exons. The coding region runs from base 985 to 3627 and encodes 880 amino acids. The record is from RefSeq and is a predicted model, not a curated record. Lineage: Eukaryota; Metazoa; Chordata; Actinopteri; Cyprinodontiformes; Poeciliidae.